This is a messenger RNA of Camelina sativa (false flax), 928 nucleotides long. The record is from RefSeq and is a predicted model, not a curated record. NCBI's taxonomy places the organism in Eukaryota, Viridiplantae, Streptophyta, Magnoliopsida, Brassicales, Brassicaceae.
AUGGCGCAUGAUAACAACGAGAAGCUUUUGGUGGUCACCGGAGUUUUCUCGAGACUCGUCGGUGUGAGGACAAAUCCAAGAUCGGGUUUAGGUGGUUUUGGUCAUCAGUUUCGCAGAUCUCUCCUUCUCCAGUCGGUUCGGUUGCUUGCUUCUUCGUGUUUGGAUUCGUCAGUUCGGAAAAAAAAAAGGCCAAGUAGUAAAAGCUUAUCUCAAAAUAGAAGAUAUGGAAGAUUCGUCUAUCCUCAAAAUAAGAACGUAUUGGAAGAGCUGGCCAAAGAUAAAAGCCAUUCCCACUUUCCCAGUUUCAUCCUCGAAGGCCUUCAAGUCCUCCAUGUUGGAAAAGGGAUCGUACGAUGUAAACUGACCGUUACGCAUCACGCUUUGAAUGAAGACGGGAAUUUUCACACUGCAGCGAUUGGUGUGCUAAUUGAGUUGAUGGGAGCCGCCGCAGUGUACUCAGUUGGAGGAUCCCAUGCCUCAGUUGAUCUCAACUAUUCGUUCUACUCCACGGCCAAAAUUCAUGAAGAAAUAAAGAUAGAAGCAAGAUUAGUAGGGAAGAUGGCAGAUCUAAAAUCAGCCAUAAUUGAGAUUCGAAGAGAAUGCGAUGAAGAACUCAUAGCCACAGGUAGACUACGGAUGAGGCUGUUGAUGACACCAUUUAACCUAAAUGUCAAACAAAAUGGUGUCGAUCAAGUUAGCAAGCUUUAAUUGCUCCAAUCAAAUCAAUUAUUUACCCAUGAACCAUGUCAUAUGCUAUGCAUGCAAGUGGUAUGUAAAAUAAUGUGUGUUUGGACAUUAAUUAGUCUUAUCAUAUGGUUUCCUGGCCUCAAAAACAAUUCAGUAUCGAUGUUUUGAUUAAUAUUUAUGUUAUGUCGUUAAUGAUGCUAGAUAUUUGUAUCGAUGUUUUGAUGGAUAUUUAUGUUUUUUU